CUGCCGGCCGAGCGAGUCGAUGAGGACGAGCGAGAGCCAGGUCCCAGCUGAAGUGCUCGGCGGCUCCGGGGGCGGCUCGCCUUCUUCUCCAGCCUCUCGGCUUUCAUGCAGGAUGCUGUGUUCUCUGCUCUUUUGUGAAUGUCUGUGGCUGAUAACUGCUUAUGCUCAUGAUGAUGACUGGAUUGAUCCCACAGACAUGCUUAACUAUGAUGCCGCUUCAGGAACAAUGAGAAAAUCUCAGGUGAAGUAUGGUAUAUCAGAGAAAGAAGAGGUCAGUCCUGACUUAUCACAUGCUGAUGAAUUGUCAGAAUGUUACAGCAGACUUGAUUCUUUAACUCAUAAGAUCGAUGAGUGUGAAAAACAGAAGAUAAAAGACUAUGAAAGUCAAAGCAAUCCUGUUUUUAGGAGAUACUUAAAUAAGAUUUUAAUUGAAACCAGAAAGCUUGGCCUUCCUGAUGAAAACAAAGGUGAUAUGCAUUAUGAUGCCGAGAUUAUCCUUAAAAGACAAACCUUGUUAGAAAUACAAAAGUUUCUCAGUGGGGAGGAUUGGAAGCCAGGAGCCUUGGAUGAUGCACUAAGUGAUAUUUUAAUUAAUUUUAAGUUUCAUAAUUUUGAAACAUGGAAGUGGCAAUUUGAAGAUUUCUUUGGAGUGGAUCCAUAUAAUGUAUUCAUGAUACUUCUGUGUCUGCUCUGCAUCGUGAUGUUAGUAGCUACUGAGCUGUGGACGUAUGUUCGUUGGUACACCCAGUUGAGACGUGUUUUAUUCAUCAGUUUUCUCAUCAGUUUGGGAUGGAAUUGGAUGUAUUUAUAUAAGCUAGCCUUUGCCCAGCAUCAGGCUGAAGUUGCCAAGAUGGAGCCAUUAAACAAUGUGUGUGCUGAGAACAUGGAUUGGACUGGAAGUCUCUUAGAAUGGCUUAGAAGUUCAUGGACCUAUAAGGAUGACUCAUGCCAAAAAUACUAUGAGCUCUUAUUAGUCAACCCUAUUUGGUUGGUCCCACCAACAAAGGCACUAGCAGUUACAUUCACCAACUUUGUCACGGAGCCAUUGAAGCAUAUUGGAAAAGGAGCUGGUGAAUUUAUUAAAGCACUCAUGAAGGAGAUCCCAGUGUUACUACACAUUCCAGUGCUGAUAAUUAUGGCAUUAGCUGUCCUGAGUUUCUGCUAUGGUGCUGGAAAAUCAGUUAAUAUGCUGAGACAUGUGGGUGGCCCUGAAAGAGAACCACCCCAGGCACUUCAGCCAGGUGAAAGAAGAUGGCAGCAGGAAAUUGAUGAUAGACCCCAUGGCGGAGCAGGUGAUGCCGAUUUCUAUUAUAGGGGCCAAAUUGGCCCCAUUGAGCAAGGCCCUAAUGACAAAACAUGUGAGGGUAGAAGAGAUGUUUUGAGAGAGAGAGAUGUUGACUUGAGAUUUCAGACUGGCAACAAGAACCUUGAAGUGCUUCCGGCAUUUGAUUUACCAGACGCAGAGGUGAGAGAGCAUCCCAAGGUGGUACCCAGUCAUAAAUCACCUAUUUUGGAUACAAAGCCCAAAGAAAUCGGUGGAAUCUCAGGAGAAAGCACACUGACUGAAAGCAGCCAGUCUGCUAAGCCUGUCUCUGGCCAAAAGAUACCAGAGAGUGUGGAAGGUUCCCCUGCAGUGGGAAAGGCCCAGCUCAGCACUGACGCCACAGGCGGCCCAGAGGAAGGCAGCACGUCCAGCCCAGCAAGCACUGCAGUGAGGGUGUGUGGAAGGGAUCCAGACUGUAGCCCAUGUGGCUAAAGGAACACAGACAUGGACCACAGCUCUGAGUACGCGGGCCUCUCACUGUUGUGGCCUCUCCCGUUGUGGAGCACAGACUCCAUACGCGCCGGCUCAGCGGCCAUGGCUCACAGGCCCAGCCACUCCGCAGCAUGUGGGAUCUUCCCGGACCGGGGCACGAACCUCUGUCCCCUGCAUCGGCUGGUGGACUCUCAACUACUGCGCCACCAGGGAAGCCCAGCAUUUGCUUUUUGAUAUAUUUUUUACGUGAAAUGCAGAAAUACCCCUUUUUGGCUCCCAGAAGCAUCACUUAGAUGCCUGUAACAAUUUAAUUUUAUUUGUUAAUAUUAUUUUCUAGCUUACUACUGCAAACAUUAGUAUUUCAUCAGAAAGGUAAUUUCCUCCAAGAAAUGCAAAAGGAUUUUAUAUAAAACUUUAUAACAUAGUAGGCAUAUAGGGAUGCCGGCAGUUUGGGAUAGAUUUGUGAACACUGAUGAAUAUAAAGUCAUCUGGGGACUAGGCCUGUUCACACUGAUUGUAUGCUCCGAAGGUGCUAAUUAUCCUCUGAGCUGUGAAAUGAAUGCCUCAGUUGAUAAGACUGUAACUGUGAGAGUACAGUUAAUGUUGUUUUGCACUUCUGACUGCUUUUUAUCUAUCCAAAAACGAAUCUUUAAAAGAAAAUUUAAGAAAAAGUUCACCUUUGUGUUCUUUCAUUACAGAUAACCAUUUGGGGAUGAAAUCUACUUUGACAGCAGGGCAGCAAGGUACUGUUGAAAGGUGACAGCAAUUCAGGGAAGACUUAUUAAAGCAAAUUGAACAUAUCAAGGCCAGUUUAUAGCUAGAAGAAGCAGGCUGGUUUAUUGUUUAGCCAAUAUUUAUCAUUAAAAUCAAGGAUUAUAGUAACGAGCUUUUAGGAAAAUCAGAGUGGGGCAGAUAGCUUUUCAAAAGCAGUUUUUAAGUGGAAUGGAUAACGCUGAAUGUUUACAGGGUCUGAGAACUACCAUAUACACAAAAUAAACACUUAUUUUACAUUA
Messenger RNA from Mesoplodon densirostris (Blainville's beaked whale), 2769 nucleotides. It is a transcript of the gene CLCC1, whose product is annotated as chloride channel CLIC like 1. NCBI's taxonomy places the organism in Eukaryota, Metazoa, Chordata, Mammalia, Artiodactyla, Ziphiidae. Gene Ontology annotation, molecular function: chloride channel activity. Gene Ontology annotation, cellular component: endoplasmic reticulum; membrane. The transcript has 12 exons. Bases 20 to 1756 code for a protein of 578 amino acids. The record is from RefSeq and is a predicted model, not a curated record.